Messenger RNA from Copidosoma floridanum, 1797 nucleotides. Its product is annotated as low-density lipoprotein receptor-related protein 2-like. Gene Ontology annotation, molecular function: Wnt-protein binding; Wnt receptor activity. Lineage: Eukaryota; Metazoa; Arthropoda; Insecta; Hymenoptera; Encyrtidae. Gene Ontology annotation, cellular component: plasma membrane. The record is from RefSeq and is a predicted model, not a curated record. Gene Ontology annotation, biological process: canonical Wnt signaling pathway.
UUGUCGCGGUAUCGCUGCGAAGUCAAGCGCACGAUAACCCCGGCCGCCGAUACGGGAGAGCCCAGACAGUCAACGAGGCGUCCGAAGCGCGAGCUCAAUUUGUCUUCGGCCCUUUGCUAGCUUGGACGCUGCCAAGAGAUGAAAUUCAAGUACGGAUGCAUCGCUGUGCUAGUCGUCGUCGUGGUCUGUGAAUUCGGAGUGCCCGUGGAUGCGGAGGGGUGCGCGCUCAAGUACAAGAAACACGUUGAGGACAAGCCGAACUUCCUUGUGAUAACGAAAAACCAGCCGGGACUGUGCCGGAUCAACUCGCACGAGGACAACUCGACGCUGAACUACCACUCGGACCACAAGUACGCGGACGACAUAAGGCCCGAGACGGUGCUCGGGGGCCUUAGCCUCGACCACGGGGCCAAGACCAUCAUCUACUGGGCGAAGGUGGCCAACGUCGACCACUCGCGCUUCUACCGCGUCGAGCUCAACGACAGCCACUGGGAGCGCGUCCUCGAGCAGGACGACGACUUCCGGGACGUGGCUUUCGACUGGAUCUCCAAGAACCUGUACGUUAUAAUGGGCAGCUCGCGCAACCUCAUGGUGGCGGUGAACGCCGGGAGGCCCUGGUACCCCGCGGUCAUCCUCACCGAGCGCUCCCGGCUGACCAGCCACGCCGUCCACCCGAACCGGGGUUACCUAUUCUUCGCGGAGACGAGCUUUUGGUACGGCGCGCGCAGCAGGAUAUACCGAGCCCACCUCGACGGCACCAACAUCCGGGAGUUGAACCGCGCGAGCUCCGAGUCGCGCUACUACAUAGCCAGUCUCCUGGUCGACGUGUACGCGGACCGGCUCUACUGGUGCGUGCCCGGCCUCGAGAAGAUCCAGCACUCGGGCCUCGACGGCUCGGAGGUGCGGAGCAUCGGGGCGAUCAAGAUCUACCCGGGCCAGUUGGAUCCAGCGGCGCGCGCCUUGGCCGUCGACGAGGACCACGUGUACUACAGGGCCAUCGACGCUAACGCGAUCAGGCGCGUGAAAAAGGCCACGGGGGCCAAGGACCCGAGCUUCGAGCUGGUGAACGACAACGAGGCGGCGCCCAUCACCGAGAUCCUCGCUUACACCCAGGUGGCGCAAAAAACCAGGAACGACCACCCGUGCAGGGACGACGAGCGGGGCGGCUGCGACAAGUACUGCUUCGCCGUGCCGACGGAGAACGGCACGGGGCUCCGGCGCGUGUGCAAGUGCAGCUUCAGCGAGGUCCUUACUGCCGACGGGGUGUCGUGCGUGAAGAAGGGACUCUGAUCACUGAAGCUCGUUUUUUUUUUUUUUUUUUUUUCAGUAGAUCCUUGGGAGGAAAAAUUUUGUUGAGUGUGUUAAAUGUGUGAAGAGAUGUCACGUGUGUGCAUCAUUUCUAUACACACUUGGAUUUACAGUGUGUGAGCAUUCGAAUAUGGUUCAUCGACGGAAGAACCGAUCGAGUGCGCGCUUUUUUUUGUGAACUUGAGAAUGUAGUGUUGUAGAAAAAAAUAGAUGAAUAUAUAUAUUCACAAACAAAGUUGUUGCAAGAAUCGAUCGAUGUUACGUUUAAUGUGGUAUACGUAGAAUAACUUAAUAAUUCAACGCACUAGGUUUUAUUUGUUUGUGCGUUGAUCCGAGACAUUGUAAUAUAAACUGCCAUCCAUUGAUUGUAAUAUAUUACCGUGAUAUAAAUCACGAAUAGUUUAUAAAUAUUUCGUAAAAAACGUAUUAUGUAUACUUGUCGAUCACGCUCCAAUGGAACACCAUCAAAAAAAAAAAAAAAAAAAAAAA